AUGGUUGACAGCAUGGACAUGGAACAGCAGGACAAGCGUUAUUGCAUCCGUAAGAAGCAUGUAGUCAUCAUCUGUUUGACAGUGGUGGUGUGCUGUUUGGCGGUGGGCCUCGGGGUGGGCCUCUCCAGGUCAGACAGUACCACCACUCCCACCACCUCCACACCAGCCCCCACAACAGCCUCCACACCGGCCCCCACAACAGCGCCUACGCAGCCCCCUCCGCCUGCCAGAGGGCCCUGUAAGGCUUCCUCUGACUCCACUGGGGACUGGAAGAACUUCCGCCUGCCCAGCUAUGUGACGCCAGUCCACUAUGACCUGCACCUCGAGCCAGACCUGGUCGAUGACACCUACACGGGCACGGUAGACAUCCACAUGGAGGUCAGCAAGCCCACUCACCAUCUAUGGCUCCACAUCAGGGAGACGUUUGUCAGCGAUGUGCCCCGGCUGAGGAUGCAGAGCGGCCAGCGGGGCCAGAGGGAGGUGGCGGUGAAGAGCUGCUUUGAGUACGUUCCUCAACAAUAUGUGGUGGUAGAGGUAACGGAGGAGCUGCCCGUCACCGGACCAGGAGAGGUGUACGUCCUCAGCCUGGACUUCCAGGGCUGGCUCAACGGCUCUGUGGUGGGAUUCUACAGGGUCAUUUAUACUGAGAACGGGGUCACCAAAAAGAUUGCUGCGACUGAUCAUGAGCCAACAGAUGCUCGCAAGUCAUUUCCCUGCUUCGAUGAACCCAACAAGAAGGCCACCUACAAAAUCUCCAUUACUCAUGAUGAUAACUAUGGAGCUCUGUCCAACAUGCCGCCCGAGGGUGCCCCUCAACAACUGCCUGGCAAUAAGGUGAAGACCUCCUUCCGGAGGUCCAUUCCAAUGAGUACCUAUUUGGUAUGCUUUGCUGUGCAUCAGUUUGACUUUGUGGAAAGAACUUCUGCCCGAGGAAUUCCCUUGAGAAUCUACGCCCAGCCAAGUCAGCUAGCAACUGCAGAGUAUGCUGCCAACACCACCAAGGUCAUUUUUGACUACUUUGAAAAAUAUUUCAACAUGACAUACUCCAUCGCAAAACUGGAUAAGAUAGCCAUUCCUGACUUUGGGACUGGUGCCAUGGAGAACUGGGGCCUCAUCACCUACCGGGAAACCAACCUGCUGUAUGACGAGAAGCAGUCGUCGUCCUACAACAAGCAGCGCGUGGCCAGUGUUAUCGCCCACGAGCUGGUUCACCAGUGGUUUGGGAACAUUGUGACCAUGGAUUGGUGGGAUGACCUCUGGCUUAAUGAGGGCUUUGCCAGUUUCUUUGAGUACAUCGGCGUGGAAAAGGCUGAACCUAGCUGGGGCAUGCGAGACAUCAUGAUCAUCAGUGAUGUGCUUCCUGUCAUGUUGGACGACGCCCUCCUCUCCUCUCACCCAAUCAUAGUGGAUGUGUCGACCCCAGCACAGAUCACCUCUGUGUUUGAUGCCAUCUCAUACAGCAAGGGAGCGUCCAUUCUCAGGAUGCUGGAAGAUUGGAUGGGUAAAGACACGUUCAGAGACGGCUGUCGAAAAUAUUUGAAAGACUAUUACUUCAAGAACGCAAAAACAGCCAACUUCUGGGAAUCUCUCGCCAAUGUGAGCAGGUUGCCGGUUGCAGACGUAAUGGACACAUGGACCAAACAAAUGGGUUAUCCUGUGCUGCACCUGUCUGUCUCAGAAAAUGCCAAACUGAGCCAAAGCCGAUUCCUGCUAGAUCCUAAAGCUGAUGCCAGCCAGCCUCCUUCACCUCUGGGGUACAAGUGGACGAUUCCAGUCAAAUGGCACUCUGUGAAAAGCGACAAAAAUAUGUUGGCGAUGUUUGACAAGAGCAGCACAGAGCAUGUCAUCACUGGCUACUUGCCCUCAGAGGACGGACUGCUGAAGGUUAACAAUGAUCAUAUCGGAUUCUACCGUGUCAACCACGAUGACCACAUGUGGAACGCUAUCAGUCAACAGCUUCAAAACAACCACUUGGAGUUUGAUGCAGCUGACCGCACCAGCUAUAUUGAUGAUGUUUUUGCUCUUGCAAGGGCAGAUGUUAUAGAUUAUGGCAAUGCCUUCAAUCUUACCAUGUAUCUGCAAAGUGAGACUGACUACAUACCAUGGGAACGCGUAGCCUCCUCUAUCGCCUAUGUCCGGAACAUGCUCUCCAACAAUGCAGAACUCUACCCAAAGUUCCAGAAACUGUUUCGUGACCAUGUUAAAAACAUCACAAACCAGCUUGGAUGGGAAGAUAAAGGAACACAGACAGAGAGGUUACUGAGGGAGAACGUGCUCAGCAUUGCCUGUCAGAUGGGAGAUCAGGAGGCUCUGGAUGCAGCCUCUCUUCUUUUUGACCAGUGGAUCUCUGGAAGUCUCAGCAGUGUAGCGGUGAACCUGAGGCUGCUGGUCUAUAGAUACGGCAUGAAGAACUCAGGCACCGAAGAAAAGUGGAACAUCAUGUUCCAGAGGUACAAAGAAACGUCUCUGGCUCAGGAGAAGGACAAGCUGCUGUAUGGACUGGCCUCUGUGGAGAAUGUAGAACUCCUCUACAGGCUGCUGGAUGCCUGUAAGGAUGAGAGUGUGGUGAGGAGUCAGGACCUGUUCACUGUGGUGCGAUAUGUGUCCUACAAUCCACUGGGGCAGGACAUGGCCUGGGACUGGACCACACUCAAUUGGGACUACUUGGUCAACAGGUACACCAUCAAUGACAGGAACCUCGGCCGUCUACUGAAUCGAAUCAGUACCAACUACAACACAGAGCUCCAGCUGUGGAAGAUGGAGCACUUCUUCAAGCUGACACCAGAUGCUGGUGCAGGGGAGAUGCCCAGGAAGCAGGCGCUGGAGACGGUGAGGAAUAACAUUGAAUGGAUCAGGAGGAAUGAGAACGAGAUCAGAGCGUGGCUGGAGAGCAACGUCGCCUAAAACAGCACCGGUGUAAAACACUGCAGGGAUA
This is a messenger RNA of Plectropomus leopardus (leopard coralgrouper), 2935 nucleotides long. RefSeq names its product glutamyl aminopeptidase (gene enpep). Gene Ontology annotation, molecular function: metalloaminopeptidase activity; zinc ion binding; peptide binding. Gene Ontology annotation, cellular component: plasma membrane; cytoplasm. The record is from RefSeq and is a predicted model, not a curated record. NCBI's taxonomy places the organism in Eukaryota, Metazoa, Chordata, Actinopteri, Perciformes, Serranidae. Gene Ontology annotation, biological process: peptide catabolic process; regulation of blood pressure; proteolysis.